AUGGCGUCCAGUGUGCAGCAGCCAUGGCUUCUUCUCCUCAUCGUCCUCCUUCCGGCCGUGGCUGCUAACCCGAUCUUCGACGAGAACUACGCGCCGACGUGGGGUGCAGAUGGGUAUCACCUGGUUGACCAGGGGAUAGAGGUUCGUAUCACCAUGGACAGGAACUCGGGCGCAGGGUUUGGCUCCAAGCUGUCGUACGGCUCGGGAUUCUUCCACAUGAGGAUCAAGAUACCCGGAGGGUACACGGCCGGGGUUGUCACUGCCUACUAUCUGUCGUCGGAUCCUGACAGCGGCAACCACGACGAGGUGGACUUCGAGUUCCUGGGCAACGUGGACGGCAAGCCCAUCACGCUCCAGACCAACGUCUUCGUCAACGGCCACGGCGACAGGGAGCAGAGGCUGGGCCUGUGGUUCGACCCGGCGGCCGACUUCCACGACUACAGGAUACUCUGGAACCCUUACCAGCUCGUGGUGUUCGUGGACGAAGUGCCGAUACGGGUGAUGAGGAACAUGACGGGCCGGGUGCCGGAGUACGAGUUCCCGGCGAAGCGGAUGCGCCUCCGGGCGAGCAUGUGGGACGGCUCCGGCUGGGCGACGGACGGCGGCAGGACCAAGAUCGACUGGAACCGCGCGCCCUUCACGGCGGCGUUCCGGGGCUUCGGCGUCGACGCCUGCGCUAACACCAGCGCCACGCCGUGCGGCUCGCCGGACCUGUGGUGGAACGCGCGCCGCUACAGGAGGCUGUCCGCCCAGCAGCGGGCCGCCUACGAGAACGUCAAGAAUACCUACAUGAACUACGACUACUGCACCGACAAGGAUCGGUUCGCCAACGGCAAUGUGCCGCCUGAGUGCAGCUACGACUAG
This is a messenger RNA of Lolium rigidum, 864 nucleotides long. RefSeq names its product putative xyloglucan endotransglucosylase/hydrolase protein 1. Bases 1 to 864 code for a protein of 287 amino acids. NCBI's taxonomy places the organism in Eukaryota, Viridiplantae, Streptophyta, Magnoliopsida, Poales, Poaceae. Gene Ontology annotation, biological process: cell wall biogenesis; xyloglucan metabolic process. Gene Ontology annotation, molecular function: xyloglucan:xyloglucosyl transferase activity; hydrolase activity, hydrolyzing O-glycosyl compounds. Gene Ontology annotation, cellular component: cell wall; apoplast. The record is from RefSeq and is a predicted model, not a curated record. The transcript has 3 exons.